AAUUCCGUAUAAAUAGUAAAAAGAUUUGUGACAUUAUUUCAAUGUUGGUUUAACUGCAAAAGAAUUCACUACAAAAACAUGAAAAUUACAAGCGUUAUAUUAAUAGUAGCUGUCGUUUCUUUAUGUAAUGGUGGCCGCCAUAAAAAGAAAGGACAUGGACUAUUUGGAUACGCCCCAGCAUAUACAAAUUUCGUAGAAAAUUUUCCUUACCAUAUCUUAAAAUAUACCCUCGAUAGACUAAUACAUCACGACGAUCAUCAUGAAGACGAUCAUCAUGAGGGGAUUCUAUCCAAUUUAAUCUAUAACACUUUUGGAAUAGGAAAACAUCAUCAUGGUCAUCACUCACAUCAUCAUGGUCACCACUCACAUCAUCAUGGUCACCAUCAUAGCUUACAUCACGGUACUCAUCAUGAUUCACAUCAUGCAUUACAUCAUGAUCUACAUCACGGAUCACAUCACAGUCUUCAUCAUGAUUUACACCAUGGUGGUCAUCACGAUUUACAUCAUAGUUUAGAUCAUCACCAUGGACUUCAUCAUCAUAAUUUACAUCAUGGACUUCAUCACUACGGACUUCAUCAUCAUGAUUUACAUCAUGGCCUUCAUCAUCAUGAUUUACAUCAUGGUCUUCAUCAUCAUGAUUUACACCAUAGUCAUCAUCAUCAUGAUUUACACCAUGGUCUGCAUCAUCAUGAUUUACAUCAUGGACUUCAUCAUUAUGGGCAUCAUCACCAUGAUUUGCAUCAUGGACUUCAUCAUUAUGGGCAUCAUCACCAUGAUUUGCAUCAUGGACUUCAUCACUAUGGGCUUCAUCAUCAUGAUUUGAAUCAUGGACUUCAUCAUCACGGAGUCCACCAUAAUUUGCAUCACGGAUUAAAUCAUUUACAUCACGGUUUGCAUCACUUACACCAUGGUUACCACAACCUACACCACCAUAGUUUACAUCAUGGUGUUCAUGAAAUUCAUCAUCAUCAUCAUCCAACAAAUUACGCAGGGUUAUUCACGAAUUACAUACCGAUACACACUGGAUUCGGUGGUCAUUUUGGAAGUUUUGGAGGGAUUAUGUGA
This is a messenger RNA of Onthophagus taurus, 1065 nucleotides long. The record is from RefSeq and is a predicted model, not a curated record. NCBI's taxonomy places the organism in Eukaryota, Metazoa, Arthropoda, Insecta, Coleoptera, Scarabaeidae.